Molecule: messenger RNA, 744 nt
Organism: Benincasa hispida (wax gourd)
Lineage: Eukaryota; Viridiplantae; Streptophyta; Magnoliopsida; Cucurbitales; Cucurbitaceae
Product: tRNA-methyltransferase non-catalytic subunit trm6MTase subunit
Source: RefSeq, a predicted model, not a curated record
AUGGAUUUCUUCUUCUUCGACAAAGCAGAGAAGGUUUCAAACCCUAUUCCCCGAUGCAAUCUCCUCCAAAUCUUCGCCAAGUUCUUCCGUUUCCUAGAGCUUUCCUUUCUACUGCUUUUCCUUUCUUGGAUCCUCUCUCGCCUUCCAAUCGCCCUCACAGUCUCCGCCGAGUAUUUCGGUAAACUCUUCGCCUUCGUCGCUACUCCUCUCUUCGGAUUCCUCCUCUGCAACGCCAUUAUCGUCGCUCUCGUAGCCAAGCCUACUCAAUUCCCACGCCCUGCCAGCAGCACCAGCAGCACCAGCAGCGCCGAAGCCGAUCGGAUUUACGAAGACCUUAUUGAAAAAACCGGAAGUGGUGACCUAACUGAUUCGCUCUCGGAGGAGGUGGAGAUUGUGUACCAGGACAAACAGAUCAUUGCGGAGGGGAUUAAUUCAAUCGAUCGUGAAAUUGAAGUGAAAAACACGGAUCUGGAGACGGAAUCGGGAUUAGGUCAUUCGAAAGUGAUGUUGAGGACGUUAUCGGAGAAACUUAACCGAGAAUGCGUGAUAACAGAGAGGGAGAAGCUUCGGAGAUCGGAGACGGAGAAGUGCCGGAAUCUGGAGCAUUCGAAUGACAUUUUGUACCACCAGGAUGAUUUGAGCAGUGAGGAAUUUCAGAGGAAGAUUGAGGCGUUCAUAGCGAAAGAGAAGAAGUUUCGACGGGAAGAAUCUUCCGCCAUUGUUGUACUCCACUGCGACGGUUAA